Molecule: messenger RNA, 5319 nt
Organism: Carassius auratus (goldfish)
Lineage: Eukaryota; Metazoa; Chordata; Actinopteri; Cypriniformes; Cyprinidae
Gene: tbc1d22b
Product: TBC1 domain family, member 22B
Exons: 13
Coding region: 1-1554 (517 amino acids)
Biological process (GO): activation of GTPase activity
Molecular function (GO): GTPase activator activity
Source: RefSeq, a predicted model, not a curated record
AUGGCCACCGACAACAGGAUUCAUUUCUGGAGGAGAAACCCAAAGGUUCCCGGGAGCUUACAGCCAGUAUAUGGAGCACAGCACCCUCCUCUGGACCCAUGCAGACAUCGUCUAUUAAAAGAUGCUCCAAAGGUUAACAGUCUGAACACCAAAUCCAAAAAACCUUCCACUUUCCACGAAUUUGCUCGGAGCACCAAUGAUGCAUGGGACAUUGAUGAUGAAGAGGAUGAUGGUAUUUUUAGUCUUAAACAGCUCUCAUCUUCACCUGUCCAAUCACGAUCCAUGCCUCAAACACCCUGCCUCAAAAUCAUCAAAACCCCAGAAGACACCGAGGCACUGCCCCCCUCACUGGACAGGCAGGAACCAAUCAGCACAAACCCCAUUCAAGAUCGACUGGAUAUGGAAAGCGGUCCAGCCAAUGGCAGGGUGGUAAAGUCCAGUAGCGAAGCCCAGCUCAAUGUUAAUGCAGCUCGUAAUACCCUGCAAAAACAGCAGUCACUUCCUGUGCGGCCCGUUAUCCCAUUGGUUGCCCGCAUUUCGGACCAAAAUGCCUCAGGAGCUCCGCCCAUGAUGGUGAGAGAGAAGACUCGAUUGGAUAAAUUCAAGCAGCUACUUGCCAGUCCCAACACAGAUUUGGAGGAGUUACGGAAGCAUAGUUGGUCGGGAAUCCCUCGUGAAGUUCGGCCAGUCACCUGGAGACUCUUAUCUGGCUAUCUUCCAGCCAAUAGAGAGCGAAGGGAACUGGUUCUCCAGAGGAAGAGGGAGGAGUAUUUUGGCUUCAUUGAACAGUAUUACCACUCCAGAACAGAUGAGAAUCACAGAGACACAUACAGACAGAUUCACAUUGAUAUCCCGAGGACGAACCCUUUGAUUCCUUUGUUCCAGCAGCCGCUGGUGCAGGAGGUGUUUGAGCGGAUCCUGUUCAUCUGGGCCAUCCGUCACCCCGCUAGUGGAUACGUGCAGGGCAUUAAUGAUCUGGUCACUCCCUUUUUUGUGGUCUUCCUCUCUGAAUUCGUGGAGGAAGACGUGGAAAACUUUGAAAUGGCAAGCUUGCCUCUGGAUACACAACGAAACAUUGAGGCCGACAGCUUUUGGUGCAUGAGCAAAUUGUUGGAUGGGAUACAGGACAACUAUACAUUUGCCCAGCCUGGGAUUCAGAAUAAAGUGAAGGCGCUGGAAGAGCUCGUUAGCAGAAUAGAUGAGGAUGUCCACCUGCACUUUCUAAAGUGUGAGGUGGAGUAUCUGCAGUUUGCUUUCCGCUGGAUGAAUAAUCUGCUGAUGCGGGAGCUACCGCUGCGCUGUACCAUUCGCCUUUGGGACACCUACCAGGCGGAGUCAGAGGGAUUCUCCCAUUUUCACCUCUACGUGUGCUCUGCCUUCCUCAUCAAAUGGCGCAAAGAGAUCCUAUCCAUGGUGGACUUUCAGAGCUUGCUAAUGCUCCUGCAGAACCUUCCCACAAUACACUGGGGCAACGAAGAGGUGGGUUUGCUACUGGCGGAGGCCUACAGACUCAAAUACAUGUUCGCUGACGCUCCAAGCCACUACAAGAGAUGAGAACCCGCAAGCGGACCGUGGCGCAACCCUGCAAAGUCCAAACCGCUCUUCUUCACUCCAUUUAAUUUGCACUGCGAAGACAGAGCUCGCCUAUGACGUCAAAUUUGUGUCAUCGUCUGUUACAAUUCACCAUCAAGAAUGAGACGGCUUAAACAACCACUGACAAAACGGAUAUUUUGGAAGAACCUCCCAGAGAUCUUGAUGGCUGACAGUUCAGUUUGCCCGCAGAUGACUCCAGAAGAUAACUGACAGUGAGAUGCCGAGGAACAGAAAGCAGUUAUCAAACUGAAAACAGAAGGACAUGGAAUCCUAGGCUUCCCCGCAUCUUCCUGUAUUUGUUACCUCAGAUGUGGAGCAGCCACCUCUCGUUUUUAUUUCUUGACAGAUCCUCAUUUUUUUCGUCCGCUCUCGCCACCGUUCUCGUGUUUUGUGUUAUUGGACUGUAAUGUGAUCUCCUUGGCCCUUUUGCUCAUUGCCACAUUGAUUGUACCACACGCAGGUACACGGGUCGAUUCCCGUCCGUAAUCACUCUGCGUUAUUGAAACUCUGCAAUACAUGAAACUAUGGCAGCCGUAAAGGGUCAUUUCUCAAGAGGCGCAGCUGAGCGUUUCAGAUUUGAAGAAUCAAUAUGCAACCGCCUGAGCAAUGUGUUUGGGUUUUUAUGUUGUUGUUUUUUUUUAAACAAGGCAAGGCUGUGAAUUUUAACAAUCCUUUAACCAGUGGCUUUGUAUGCGCAUGAAGCACAAUUAUUUCUUAGAAAACGAGUACUUUUAGAGCUUUAGUAUUAGCAUUCGACUACUACUGAGGUGUACGUGAAAUAUUAAUAUGGCUUUAUAAAGAAUGAAUCGGUGUGAUGUGAGGUCAGCCUCUGAGACCACAGGACUGGAGUCGUGUUGAAAGGAAACUACUGACUUGGAGGCAGACUGAAGGGUUUUGGUUUUCACUCUGUGGUACUGUACAUAAACAAAUCCUAAUCUCAAAUACCGCUGGAGAACAGCAGAUGAAAUCUCAAAGCACUGUGAAAAGGCAUCUACCACUCGCACGUCCAUUCGAUCUCCCAGGCCAAUCAAAUUAUGCAGAUGUUUAUGCUAAUCAGAUGUAGAUGAUCUGAUUAUCACCCUUUUCCCUUUGAACCCUUGUUUCACCUUUCGGUGUAUUUAUUAACUCCAAGCUCAUCUGUUUCGAUUGGUGAUAAAUUGUUCACCUUCUGAAUCUUUCCAAACCAGAUGUGUGAGCUUUAUAAAUCGCCGUGUAAUGCGAAAUGAAUGACUCGACUUAUCAAUAGCAAACGUUUUCAUCAAAAUCACUAAUUAUUUCGUAUAACUCGGACCAAAGCCUUGCAUGGAUAAUCUGAAUAAUAAAUUAAAGAAGUGUCUUUCUGCUUUAAUUAUUGAAGCAAGUGGAGUGUAUCGAUUAGAUGGAGGUGUCAGAAUCUGUUAAAAGUGAUGCAGUUGAACUUCAAGUUCAGCGCUGUGGAGUUUGCUGAUGUUAAACGCUUGAAUAAUGUACAUUUUGUCAGCUUGCUGUCCUUAUUCAUCCAUCAGUGACAUUUGAAACCACCUGCGCUGCACCUGUCUCGCUGUUACAAUCUAUUUUUGAUGAAGCGUUUGCGGUGCUGCACUCUUAUUUUGAAAGUGAACUGGAAUGUAUUUUGUUUUCUUUCUGUGUUAUGUCUUUGUCUUUGCAUAUAUUAAUGAGCUGAUAUUCACUCCAGAGAUAAUUAGUUUGCUCGUAACCCUUUUAAAGUGCGCUAAUGAAGCGGUGACUUAUUGUCGAGGGUUGAGAUGGCUGACCCUGGUGAGGAAAUGGAGCAGUAAUUAUUCAUGAGACGCAUUGAGUAAACUUCCAGAUUAGCUCCCGGAUUUAGUCUUUUGAUCGAUCUUUUCUUUUUUCCGGAUGUCAGUUAGGCUGUUGAAUAACGUUAACCAGUAAGAUGCUCUUAAGGGUGAACAUCCAUGUCUGGCUCUCAAAAUAUGGGUUUUUGUGCAGACCUGUCCCCCUUUCUCAACGCAAAAGUCAAAAGUGUAACAUGUUGUAUCUUUAUAACAGUCAAGCUGUUUGUUUCCUAACCGAACUGGAAAUAUUUAAUUGAACAAUUUUUAGAUUCACUAAUAUAAUGUGAUAUUUAUUUAAGAAUAAAUACACUACCUUUCAAAAGUUUGGCCUUCUAAUGCUCACCAAGGCUGCAUUUAUCUGGUCAAAAAUAGUGGUAUUGUGAAAUAUUGUUAAAAUGUAAAGUUUUAGUUUUCUAUUUGAAUAUAUUUUAAAAUGUAAUUUAUUUCUUUGGAUUUUCAGCAUCAUUACUCCAGUCUUCACUGUCACAUGAUCCUUCAGAAACCUUUUUAAUAUGCUAAUUUGCUGCUUUAGAAACAAUUCUUUUGAUUAUCAGUGUUGAUAACAGAACAGCAUUUAUUUAUUCUAGAUUUUUACUGUCACUUUUGAACAAUUUAACGCAUCCUUGUUGCAUAAAAGUAUUCAUUUGCUUCCAAAAUUGUUUUUGAAUGGUAGCGUACACUUAAAAAGCAAUCCUCUAUCAUUUCUUUUAGAGCACCCAUACAUCUGUCUCGGCCAAUAGAAUGGCUUUGAGGAAAGAGGAUAGGAUUCUGCAGCAGUGUCAGAUCAGAUGGUGUUUCAGGAAAACAGGCCUUUACACUCCAUUCAUUCUCUCUCACUUUCCAUCAUCCAAUCAAUUCCUAAUGGAUGAAAUAUUAACAACCAACCCUGCGUUUUGUUCUGGAAUAUUCUGUUCCACUUGGUUGCACAUGCUGUUUCAUGUUGACUUGAACUCUUCUGGGCAUCUUUCAUCAUGAAUGUUUGAAAAGUCGGGAUUUCUCAAACACAUCUGAUUGUAUUACAUCUAUUGCCUACAUGUGCAUUCAUACCUUGUUUUUGCAAAUACACAUUAAACCACAGGUUUUUGAUCUGCAUACGGUACAAUGAGUAUUACCAUAUUGUGAAUCUUACUGAUGUUAUUCAUGAAUUCGUGUUAUUUUGUUAAGUUUUUUUUACUUGGUUCUGCCCUUUUGAUUUUGAGCGAGUCAGUUGUGGUUGGUAGACUUGAUGUUUUUUUUUUUUCCUUUUUUCUUUGUUUGUUUCCAUUGCUUUUCUUUUUUUAAGAAAGAAAAGAAAAAGUGAGCGCCCUGCCGGUACGGCCGCCAUGUCUAUUUAUAGACAUGUCCUCUACGUCUUAAGUUAUUUGUCUCCUUCCACUGACUUGUCCUGGGAUUUCCUGCUUUCUUCCUUCUCUCCACUUUGGGCUCCCCGCUUGGCAUUAUUCCCCCCUUCAUUUAUCCAUAUUUGAUCCAUUGGGCCUGUGUUUAAAAGAUAAGCUUGCUUUCUAUUUUGAUUCAUUCAAAAUCUACUCUAUAAUUUUAGGAUCAAAUAUUUGCCUUGGGUCUGCAAAUAGAAUAGAUAUAGAUAGCCAUUCUACUUGUAGAGAGAGUAAUUUUUGUGCAGUUUUAUGAUAAUGUAGAUGUGAAAGAACAGUACUGUGGUUUAUGCGGCUCAUAGCGUCAUGAUUGCCUUCACAGUUUGCAAUGCAAAUGAGUCUCUAUAGCAGCUUCAUGGCGCGUCCUAAUGCCAGAUCUCUUUUGUUUGUGUUUUCCUCUCUGCAUAAAAUGCCAAAAUCCUCGAGUCAUUGGGUUCUUCUUGCUUAAUCAGUGCUUUUGUAGUCCAUGCUGCUUUUAGCCUUAAAGAAAAGAGGAAAUGUGGGAGUUUUCUGCUGUAUAUUUGAUUUUUGGGUUCUAUUAAACUGUUGGUACUCUG